Saccharomycopsis crataegensis is the source of this 1011-nucleotide messenger RNA. RefSeq names its product Sld7p (gene SLD7). The record is from RefSeq and is a predicted model, not a curated record. The transcript has 2 exons. NCBI's taxonomy places the organism in Eukaryota, Fungi, Ascomycota, Saccharomycetes, Ascoideales, Saccharomycopsidaceae. The coding region runs from base 1 to 1011 and encodes 336 amino acids.
AUGGGACUACGGAUCAUUCUGUCCCUCGAUAUAUCCGUUGAUCACCGGGCUUUGCCGGAUCUCCUAACAUUAUCUGAUAUUCAGAUAUGGGAAAAUACUUCCAAUUCUCUGAAAAAUAAUACUGAAGAUGUUUUUCUGGACUAUAGCCUUAUAUUAUCCAGUCAGCCCGCUUUAAAUUUCAUUUCGUUUACCAACACCUUUGUGAUGCCCGCCGAAUUACUAGUGAACUCAUGGGCUCAGCCGUACAGGGUUUUCACUAAUAAUUCACAAUCCCAGGAGUUCAUCAGCAACAUCUUGAAUCAGUGUGAGUUCAAAAGUGGUAUUGGUUCUAUUUCCUUAUUAAUCAGUGCCCUGCUGCAGAAUCUCGAGACCCAGAGUCGUAACAGUUCCUCGACGGCACCAGUGAUGUUGUUAUUUUAUUUUGAAAAGCAUGGUUAUGAUCGGUAUUCUUUAUGUGCAACUCCUUUAAAUACCAACCAGCGGGUUUAUGAUAGAGUCAAUGAUAUUUGCUCGAAAUCACUAGGAGGGUCUUUGGGAGGAGGUGGUGGGGAUGCGAAUUCUAACGCCCUCACAACCGCAAUGAUCCAACAAAUGAUGAUGAAUGACAGUACAAAUGGUGAAGAUCCAAAGCCCACCCAGAUUUCUGAAAAUAAAAAGAAAGAUAAAAUAGAUCAAGUCUUGGAGAAAAGAAAUGAUCCAACCAAGCUGCUUUAUAGGGCCCCGUCUGUAGUACUUCCAAACACUGAGAACUCGAAAGCAUCAAAGGAUCUGGCCAAUAAAAUCAAAUUAACCAUCCAACGGAUCAUCCUUUCGGGACUUAGACUACGAGGCAUAACCAAAUCAAGUUCUGAGUAUAAAGAUCUAUACUACCAUACUUUCCAAUCAGUAGAUUUUACGUUCAGAAACCACAUAAGGGCGAAAGUGUUACCACUGAUAGAUAUACUACAGGAUACUGUCGAUACUCUACUAAGCUUGUACCUUAAUGAUAAUAUACCUGAUCCUAAAACUUGA